Messenger RNA from Panicum hallii, 1167 nucleotides. Its product is annotated as UPF0548 protein At2g17695. The record is from RefSeq and is a predicted model, not a curated record. The coding region runs from base 16 to 1038 and encodes 340 amino acids. The transcript is spliced from 3 exons. Lineage: Eukaryota; Viridiplantae; Streptophyta; Magnoliopsida; Poales; Poaceae.
GAAUAUAAGUGAUCCAUGCGAUCACUAGCUUGGUUGUACUCUGUCUGCAUCUUACAAGCAAGAAUCCAGAAAUGUCAUGGGGCUUCGUUGCCCUUUCGGCCCACCGGCCCAUUUCACGAUGCUGAGGUGCUGAGCUGCUGCUACCCCCCCUGGCUUGGCUGUGGCCGCCGCGACACCGGCGAUUGGAGGGAGGAAGGAAGAGGUCGCCGCCCGCUCUGGCCUCUGGACGACGACGACGGUGCACUGCUCGCGGCCCGCCUACCUCGUCGCCGGCUUCUCCCAUCCCAAACUCUCUCCCUCCGCCGGUCCGCCCCCAAGGAUAAGGCAUUGGUAGCCAUGGUGUGGGAAGCUGGUCUGUUCUUGAGCUUGGGUCGGCCAACGCAGGAGCAGCAGAAGUCCUGCCUUGCAGCGGCCGGUGGCUUCAACUACGACGCAGAUCUCCGUGGCGCCACACGCCCGAAAUCUGAAGCAAGUGACAAGGCUCUUAUGGAGCGCGGCUUCUUUGUGAACCGAUCGCGAGUUCUGAUCGGGUCGGGUGCCGGCACCUUCAUCCAGGCCAAAUCCGCGCUCCUGUCUUGGAGGCAUUUGUCACUGGGUUGGGCGAAUGUGGAGCCGGAGACAGCGGUGAAGGUGGGAACGAGGUUCUGCAUCUGCUACAAGGAGGUGAUCCCAUUCCCCUGGGUGAUGCUGCCGCUGCAGAUUGCCUAUGUGAUCGACCGCGAUGGCGAUGGCGAUGGCGAUGGCGAUGGCAGAUCCAAGUCCAAGUCCAAGUCCAUGUCCAUGUCCAAGGGGAGCGGGGGCGGCGGCGGCAUGUUUGCGUUCGGUAGCGGCACGCUGCAAGGCCAUCUGCUGGCUGGGGAGGAGCGUUUCUCGGUGGAGGUGGACGAGGAGGACCGGGUGUGGUACGAGGUGGUGUCCCUGUCGAAGCCGGCGCACAUCCUCGCCACGCUCUGCUACCCCUACGUGCAGCUCAGGCAGAAGCAUUUCGCGCGCCAGUCGGGGCAGGCCAUCCGAAGGCAUCUAUCCACCGCCAAGUAGAAGUAGCUCAUUUGUAUUUGUUUAUUUGGUUCCAAUCACCAACAACAAGUUUGUAUUUCAUAUAUUUUCCUGAAAAGUCAGUCGUAGGGCAAAGAAAAUUAAGGUGGUUCACAGUUGUUUGUUUGUUUA